Betta splendens (Siamese fighting fish) is the source of this 5957-nucleotide messenger RNA. RefSeq lists its product as uncharacterized. Lineage: Eukaryota; Metazoa; Chordata; Actinopteri; Anabantiformes; Osphronemidae. The transcript is spliced from 2 exons. The record is from RefSeq and is a predicted model, not a curated record. The coding region runs from base 24 to 815 and encodes 263 amino acids.
GGCAGUGGAGAACAGAGGAUGAGAUGCUGGAAGAGGGACCAUCAUGGGAGGACAAGCCCUUGCAUGGGAUGUACCACCGGAACAUAACUGAAGUGGCUGAUCUCAACAAAUCCUACCAAUGGCUUGAAAGGGCUGGGCUGAAGGACAGCACAGAGGCACUCAUCCUGGCUGCACAGGAGCAGGCCCUGAGCACCAGAGCCAUAAAGGCCCAGAUCUACCACACCAGACAAGACCCAAGGUGUAGACUGUGCAAAGAGGCCCCAGAGACGGUCCAGUACAUAACUGCAGGGUGUAAGAUGCUGGCAGGCAAAGCAUACAUGGAACGCCAUAACCAAGUGGCUGGCAUAGUAUACAGGAACAUCAGCGCGGAGUAUGGACUGGAAACCCCAAGGUCAAAGUGGGAAACACCUCCCAAGGUGGUAGAGAACAUGCGAGCCAAGAUCCUGUGGGACUUCCAGAUCCAGACUGACAGAAUGGUAAUGGCGAACCAACCAGACAUUGUGGUGGUGGAUAAAGAGCAGAGGAAAGCCGUAGUGGUGGAUGUGGCAAUACCAAGCGAUGGCAACAUCAGGAAAAAGGAACAUGAGAAACUAGAGAAAUACCAAGGGCUCAGAGAAGAACUGGAGAAGGCUUGGAAGGUGAAGGCCACAGUGGUGCCUGUGGUGAUCGGAGCACUAGGGGCUGUGACCCCCAAACUGGAGGAGGGGCUACGACAGAUCCCUGGAAAAACAUCCGAAAUCUCAGUCCAGAAAAGUGCAGUCCUAGGAACAGCAAGGAUACUGCGCAGAACCCUCAAGCUCCCUGGCCUCUGGUAGAGGACCCGAGCUUGGAAAGUGGAUGAGACCACCCGCGGAGGGUGAGAAUAGACUGUGUAUAUAGUAGAAGUACUUACAAGCGCGUUUUGAGCUUGUAAAUGUAUCAUGGCGUGCCAAGCUCCUUCUUUCAGCAACUGGAAAUGAUCCUGUAAUAAUUAUAAUUGUGCAGUGAGGUGGCAUGGAGGAGCCACCAUGCCUCAUCACUGGCCUCUGAUUGUCCUCUGAGCAUCAUCACCUCGCCUGUUUUACCACCUCUAACCACUCUAUCCGCUUGGAUUGUGUUUCACCAGCCGCUCUUCAUGACCUCACAACCCCACACUGAGGGUUUCUGUAUUUCUGUAUAAGACUUGGUAUAAUAGUAAUGUGUACUAAUAUCAUAUUAGGCAUAGUAGUUUAGGAGAGACUUAAUUUAAUUAAAUGCUCGAGCCAUUUAAGUAUCAUAAACAUUGUAGCUUUAGGUGCUGCUCCUCAACAUUUUGUAAUUUAAGAGCAGCUAACUUCUCAUUGGUGAUUGAUUAUGUCCAUGCACACUGGGAUUUAAAAGGAAAACAAGCUAUCCAUUAAGCAAGGCGUUAAUCAGUCCAAACAGAAUCAAUCACUAAAUCAAUGAGGGAGCAGUGACAGUUGUAAUGUAUGGAGACCAACACAAAAGAGCCCUUAUAGAUGCACUAGAACAAAUACAGAGGCAUUUCUUUUUAUUAUCUUUCUUUAUUGCCUAUAACUUUAUAGUUGCUCACUCUCACCUGUUGCUUUAUUUGGACUCCUUCUAUGAGCUUUUCCACUAAGACACGGAACUGUGAGUCUAAGGUAAAAUUUGAGCCACAGUCACCGUUCUUAGCAAGUCAGCACAGCUUGGGAGGAAGGAGCCAUAGUGUACGUGGCUGUCAGCCUGGCUUAAUGUACAGGCUGUGCUGAGCUGGUGUCACAGUGGCUCUCUGAGGCAUGGCUCCAGCAGAGCGCUGACACUCCCAGGGUAUGCAACCUUUCCCAGCUGUCAUCCUGGACUGCUGUCUCCACUGGACAUAUCAGGACUAAUAAUUUAGUGCUCCUUCUUUAUGAAACUUAGGAACGACGCUGUAUGUGGUCACUGGCUAUUCAGGUAGCUUCUCCAAUAAUUAUUUAUAUGGUUAAUAAUUCAACGUUCCCAUUUCUCAUCUGAGUCUACUUCAUCUUUCAUUUGUAUAUUUACUAGAAACCCUCUGAAACUGACUGCAAUCUGCCAAUCUUCCAUGUCUACCGGAGGCGGGGAGUAAUUAAACAUAGUGGAGUGAGAGAUUCCUCAGUGGAGAGAGAGUAGCAGCCCCUCUUCUAAACACACAAUGUGUUUGUUUGCAUUGCAUCAUGGUCCCGUGGAACCUCUGCCUGCAGAUAGUUCAUUCAGUUCACUUUGAGGAGCUGACCUUUAUAGUCAAUGUGUGUAUGUGUGUGAGACCGGCUCAUGAACAUGACGUCUUGCUGUUUUUGUUUGGCUGGUAAAACAAUAUAUCAAUAAUCCAUAGACAUUUGCUUUUUCUGUUCACAGCUUUGAAUCAUUGUAAUAUCUCAACAAUGAUUUGUUGGAUGGAUGCUCUGUACAGAUACUCAUGGUACAAACAUGUAAACAUCAGCACAUCAGGAUUGUGAGUGAUGUACAGCUUCACCGUUCAGUUUGUUCGGGGUUUUUCAGUGUAGCAGAGAUCAGUUUACUGUGUAAAGCUAUUUUCAGUCAUAAUAAUCAGAGAUACUGUUUUCCUCUGUUUUCCUCGUGGCCUUUUCUACGGGGAACGUCUAAUCAACUCCUGUGUAAUUGGAGCUGUGUUAAGACGAUCCACGGGAGGCGGGUGUCAGCUCUAAUCACACACAUGCACGCACGAUGUGAGCUCCAGCGCUCUGGCAAAUAUUACUCCAACACUGGUACCUAUGGUUCUAGUAGACUACAGCAUCCAUAGGGCGUCGUUCUUAUUGGGCUUUAUGGUCUCUAUCAACACUGUUGAAUUAUAUAAAACAAGCUCAAUCUCUUCAUGCCCCUCACUCUCUGGAGCAAGUUCCAGCUUCUUUCUUCUCCACCUUGAGAUUUGAAACAUGAAACCAGUGACAAUGGGCUCAGCAGCUUGUUACAGGCUUCUGCCACUUGUUGAAUAAGGUCUUUCAUGAGCUUUUGGCUUCAUUUAGCAGCUGUUAACAAGCCUGGCUUCUGCUGGGCAAGUUCUCUCAGCUGCCUAAGACGCGUGUUCGCUUCCUUUUUUUUAAACUCCAACAUGAGGAGUCACUUUGUGUUUGUUCUCGCGUCGCCCCUGAGGAUUGAUAAAGUGCUCUGUGCUCCUACAAACCUCAGCACUGCUGAGCGAGCGUCUGUCCAGCAGAGAAAAUACAGUACUGUCAGAGAAGUGAGAGUCCCAAAGUCCAACGGGACUUGACUGCUUUGCAGGGUUAGCGGGGGUCGCUUCUUCACCCCUGAAAAACAGUUCCACUUCGUUUUAGCGUGAGUAGUGGAUGAGUACAGUGCACAGCUCAGGUAAACACUCAUAUAUAAACAUUCUUUAUUCGACUGCAGAUUGCCCACAUUUGCCAUCUGCUCCUUGACGCCUGCUGCCUUUUACGGAGGCUGUUUGUCUCAGUUAGCAGCUAAAUGCAGUUUCAGCCAGACGUCUUAUUGACAUGCAUGUCUAAUAACCCUGAUGAAGCAUUCCUGUCUGGGUGAUUUGUAGCCGUGUCAUAAUAAUAAUUUUAAAUUCACUCUAAUAUUAUAUGAUUGUUACCUUGCUGCUGAUGCUCUUUCCAAUCAGGCAGUGAUUGGGUCAGUGACCUGUGUGGACUCCCUGGAGUCGUAAUGCUAUACUCCAUCCUCAGUACUUAUUUAUGACAUUGUAACUUUAAGAUUCAGCACCACAAGUCCUUUCGUUUGAAACUUCAACCGUUUUUUAGGACUUUGCAUAAUACAGCAUCCUUUUAAACUGCACAGCGACCUUCAGGCGGACAUGAGCCGACAGCUAAGAGGCAGUUUUAAGAGUGAAGUGACAGAAAGGAUGUCCACUGACCUGCCCACACUAACAACAAAUCCCAAAUUUUCCCCCCAGAGAAAAUCUACAGUACCGGCGCAUUGUGACUAAAAAUGACACAUCACACAUACGGAAUAAAUGUAAGAAAGUUAAUCUACACAAUUCAACACAACUGUAAUGAAGAUGCUUCUGGUUCUAAAUCAGAUUUGGACCACUGAAUGUUACUCUUCCUACUCACGGUUACCUGCUGCACGGCCUCCAGUCCUACACUGACCUCCACUCUGUGCCAUUUACAAUGGACUCGUCCACCGCCGAAGAACAGAAAUUGCAUUUCCCAUUCCUGACUGAAAAGAUGCGGCACACAGGGAUGAGCAUGAAAAGCGUCUGUUUAUGUAACACCCAAAAAGACAAAGCUAACAAGCCGUGGAGGUGAAUGUGUUUCUGCACUGUGACUAAUGAAUGUCUAAUGACCAAAUUCAAAGUUUCAUUGAUGGAUUAAUUAAAAUAUAGAUAAUGUGUAAUUAUAAACCUAGGCGCCAUUUAUAUUUAAAUGCAAUAUUAGCAAUGACUUAGCCUUAUCUCUCGUAACAAGGCGCAUUUAAAGGAUGUGCAGCAUCGCACAACAUCACACUUCAAGACCCGCGACUGUUAAUUUUCGCUUUCGGUCGCUCCUUGACACCUGGGAGGAAGAAGCGCGGCAGGCUCUGCCGUACGAGCGCGUCUAACGAGCGGCUCCGGAUGCUCACGCCCGUCCUCGCGUCUGCAUUCGCGCGCCUCUUGCUUUUCAUUUCAUGCCGUGGAAGCCGCCGCCUGGCCUCGUCGUUCAGCGAGGGAGCGCCGAUCCCCUGAAACCCAGCACCUUCACUCGCCUACAACCAGCCGGCCUCUUUUGUCACUUUCACCACAUGGCUGUGCACACGCUACUACAUGCAUAAUAAGACGGCCUCUCACGUUGCCGGGAGCUGUUCCCACCUACUGUACUUUUCCACCAAUUGCAAAGAGGAGGCUUGUGUGUCCUGUCGUGACUGCCAGUGGUCAUCCCAGCAUCCAGCGGUCUGGCAGGCCCUCUCUUUUUCCAUUUUUGCCUGAUGAGGCUGGUGCUGGCUGAGCCUUUCAGUAAGGCCGUCUCCUCACUUUCACUGCGUGGUGCUCAGACACUCUGCCCCACACCCACCCCCCCAAGGAGCCACAACUGUGCUCCAUCCAGCAAACAUGUAAACUAAGCUAGCGCCACCACCAUCACACCCUCCUCCAUUAUUCAUCUGCCCCCUUUAACGAGUUUUCCAUCCAUCUUUAUGCACGUGUUAGAAUUAGAGGAACUAUUAUUGUGCUUAAUCACCUUAAUUUCAUUAUCUCACACUCUCAUACAUUACAUGCUUCCCUCUGUAAGGGAGAAAGAACGAGCAGAGUAAACGAGUAAAUGAUGGACUCAAAUAUCAGAAUUAGGUUUAUUCAGUUGCUUAAUUCAUAAACCAAAAUAAGUAUUAGAUUGAGGGACCAAAUUAUGAUUGGUAUUUGAGUAGUAAAUAUUUGAUAAUUAGUCUCCCCAUAGUUUGCUUCCACAGAGAGCAGGCUAAGCUUUCACCAUCAUGCCAGGACAACAUAUCAUGUGACAGCCACACAGAUAAUAUGUUUGUUUACAUACCAUGAUCAUGAAAAGGAGGGCGGCUAAAUAUUUGAUGCCUUCUUCAAAUUACCCAGGGAACAGUCACCCUGUGACCCAACACUAGAGUUGGACCUCAGCACUGAGUCAUUGUUAAACACCUCUACAGAGCUGGCUCACAUUUGUGGGCACGCUCUGGUUGGCAAAUAACAUAAAGCACUCUCAGGCUUUGUGCUCUCUGCGUGUAUGGGAUGCAACAAUGACUCUCAGCAACUAGUGGCCCUUAGUGCACCAAGUGUAAACUCUCCUAGUUGAGCUACAGUGUGUGAGGUGAAUAAACUUCACGAUCCCAGAGGAUGAAUGUCUGAAAGCCUUUGACUAAUGUCUCAGAAAUGCCAAAUAAGCCUCUUUUGUGCUCGUUGUGAGAGAGACUUCACCCCUGUCCUCUGUUUGACCCUCAUCACACUUCCUGUGCCUUCCCAGUGGACAGGACUUAACCCAGGACGCAUCAAAACUUGCGCGUGCUCGCCGUAGCCGCUACACUACUCGAGUCAGCCCACA